Molecule: messenger RNA, 750 nt
Organism: Microthlaspi erraticum
Lineage: Eukaryota; Viridiplantae; Streptophyta; Magnoliopsida; Brassicales; Brassicaceae
Source: the annotation of a GenBank genome assembly
AUGGGUCCUGUUGGGUGCUUAUUUAUGGUUUUGAUAGGAGUAAUGUCUUCAUCUGUGAGUGGUUACGGUGGCGGUUGGAUCAACGCUCACGCCACGUUCUACGGUGGUGGCGAUGCUUCCGGCACAAUGGGUGGUGCUUGUGGAUACGGCAAUCUAUAUAGCCAAGGCUACGGGACCAACACGGCGGCUUUGAGCACGGCUCUGUUCAACAGCGGACUUAGCUGCGGUUCUUGCUUUGAGAUAAGAUGCGAGAACGAUGGUAAAUGGUGUCUCCCUGGCUCAAUCGUUGUAACCGCUACAAACUUUUGCCCGCCAAACAAUGCCUUGCCUAACAACAAUGGCGGUUGGUGUAAUCCUCCUCUUCAACACUUUGAUCUUGCUCAGCCUGUUUUUCAACGCAUUGCUCAAUACAGAGCUGGAAUCGUCCCUGUUUCUUACAGAAGGGUUCCGUGCAGGAGAAGAGGAGGAAUACGAUUCACGAUAAACGGCCACUCAUACUUCAACCUUGUCCUGAUCACUAACGUCGGCGGCGCCGGAGACGUUCACUCAGCGGCGGUCAAGGGUUCAAGAACAGGUUGGCAAGCGAUGUCAAGGAACUGGGGGCAGAAUUGGCAAAGCAACUCUUACCUUAACGGUCAAGCACUUUCCUUCAAAGUCACAACCAGCGACGGCCGCACCGUCGUCUCCUACAACGCAGCUCCUUCCGGCUGGUCUUUUGGUCAGACCUUCGCCGGAGGACAGUUCCGUUAA